Molecule: messenger RNA, 2171 nt
Organism: Chenopodium quinoa (quinoa)
Lineage: Eukaryota; Viridiplantae; Streptophyta; Magnoliopsida; Caryophyllales; Amaranthaceae
Product: DNA repair protein recA homolog 3, mitochondrial-like
Exons: 7
Coding region: 406-1671 (421 amino acids)
Biological process (GO): DNA repair
Molecular function (GO): ATP binding; ATP-dependent DNA damage sensor activity; single-stranded DNA binding
Source: RefSeq, a predicted model, not a curated record
AUUUUGUUAUGUGAUUUUGGGAUUUAUUUAAUUUUUUGUAUGAUUUUUAUUUAUUUAUUUAUUUAUUUACUUACUGCUUCCAGUGUUUUGGACUAGUAUAAAAUGUUGCAGAAUAUAUUGCAUGUUUAUAGGAUUUUUUAAGAUUCGUCCCAGGUUCUGACAAAUAUUUAAAUGUUGAAGAAAGAAAAAUGUUAGGUAUAUUUUUCCUCUUUUGGGGAAUUAAUUGCGUGUAGAUAAUGUAAUUUAAACUAGUAGUGCGACAACGGAAUCCGGGUGGAGGGGUAGUACUUAAUUUUUUAGCGUAGGUAAUUUCAGUUUGUGGAAAGAAGAAAUUGUGCUUGCGAUAGUUAUUGUGUUGCUGCAAUUUGUUGAGUGGGUGCCAUUGUGACAAGUUUAGGUAUAAUUAUGAGAAAGGCUUUCUUUUUUUUUCUUUUUUAUUUUAUUUUUUAUAAUGGAAUGUUUUGCUGCUUGCAGAGCUUCAGGAGAGAGGUGUUGGGAAUGUCAUCUUUUCAGUACAAAGAGUUUUCUUCAAAAGGUCGAAAGAAAUCUAAAUCAGAUGGAAGUGACUCUAAUGAUGAAGGCCUGUCAAAGAAAGAAUUAGCUCUUAAACAAGCGUUAGACCAAAUCACAACUUCAUUCGGAAAGGGAUCUAUUAUGUGGCUUGGUCGGUCUGUAACUCCUAGAAACGUCCCAGUGGUGUCUACUGGUUCAUUUGCUCUGGACAUAGCAUUAGGAAUUGGAGGACUCCCCAAGGGGCGUGUGGUUGAGGUUUUUGGACCAGAGGCAUCUGGGAAGACUACUUUAGCCCUUCAUGUAAUUGCUGAAGCUCAGAAGCAAGGAGGGUACUGUGCCUUUGUUGAUGCUGAACACGCUCUUGAUCCAGCUCUAGCCGAAGCUAUCGGUGUAAAUACACAAAAUCUGCUUCUAUCACAGCCAGAUUGUGGUGAACAAGCUCUUAGCCUUGUGGAUACUCUCAUUCGAAGUGGUUCACUUGAUGUUGUGGUAGUUGAUAGUGUUGCUGCCCUUGUGCCAAAAGGAGAACUUGAUGGUGAAAUGGGUGAUGCACACAUGGCAAUGCAAGCAAGGUUAAUGAGCCAAGCACUUCGAAAAUUAAGCCAUUCAUUGUCUCAGUCACAGUGUAUAUUACUUUUUCUGAAUCAGGUGAGGGCAAAGAUUUCAACUUUCGGAUUUGGUGGUCCUACCGAAGUAACUUGUGGAGGUAAUGCUUUGAAGUUCUAUGCGUCGGUGCGCCUGAACAUCAGGAGGACUGCAUUUGUCAAGAAAGGAGAAGAGAUUGUCGGGAGUCAGGUCCUUGUGAAAGUCAUAAAGAACAAGCACGCACCUCCUUUUAGAACUGCUGAAUUUGAAAUCGAGUAUGGCAAGGGCAUAUGCAGGGAUGCAGAGCUCAUUAGUCUGGGUGUCAAGCACAAACUAAUAAAUAAGCAGGGUGCUAUGUACGCCUUCAACGGCCAUAAUUUCCGUGGGAAAGAUGCAGUUAGAAAGUAUCUCAUUGAGAAUGUAAGAGAAAGAGACGAGCUUGAAACAACACUUAGAGAAAAACUACUACAUUCAGCAGAGGAGGCUGCAGAGGGAGAUGUCACUGAACCUGCAGAAGAAACAGUUCUGCCUGAUGCAACUGAUGAAGAUGUAGUGUCAGCCGCAGAAGCAUAAGACUUACAGAAAGUUCUUUUCUGGAUGGCUUUUGGUGUCAGAUAAUUUAAGCAGCUUCUACUACAGAGUAGUUGUGAUCAAACAUGUGCAGAAGGUAAUAUAAGGCUCUGAAUACGUAGAGGAUUUUUGCUUGCAAUUGUCAGGGUAUACUUCAACCUAUAAGUUAAUAUAUCACUAUAUCAGUGCUUAAACUGGGAUGGGUGAGUAUAGUUUUGGCGGGUCUCUAAAAUUAGAGAAAUCCUAAGCUACACCCAAUGUAUUAUAGGAGUGAGGUUAGUUCUUUGAAAUUUUGAAUAGUGUAUAUUUCACUAAUUUAAGAAAGCUCAAAUUUCCAGGGUUAUGGUGGUAGUAAAGCUCUGUUGUGUAUCAUAGUAUCUGGAGGAAUAUUAUGAAGAAUUUUGGCCUAAAAUGCAGUGGUUGGAUUGACACACAGAAUGUUUGUACAGUUCGAUAUAAUUUCUUAUAUGAAGUAUUUUGUCUGUUUCAGUGUUUAUAGCUCA